AUGCUUCGGAUUAAACUUGCCAAGAUUCGAGAGGAGCAGAUGAAAGAAGUAGGCAAACUUGACCCUCAAACCCACGGACGUCCCUUGACAAAAGUGAAACGUGCACUCUCUGAUGAUGAAGAAGAUCUUGAGAAAAAGCUUCACAAAAAAGUUGAUCUGGACGAGCUCGAGGCUCCUGAGCUUGAUGAUGAGCAAAAGGAAAUGCGGUGGAGGCAGCUUUCUCACGAUCAGUUAGAAAUAGCUACUUUGGAACUAUACGAACGAGGUGAAUAUAGUCCGAGGUAUCAAUCUAUGACAGACACUAUGCCAGGUAUUGAAAUUUUGGACGAAGAAGCCGACAUGAAAGAUAUGCUUCAACGAAGGAAAGAAAAUAAGAAGCAGCCUUCCGGAACCACGGUAUGUUUAGUACGGUUUAUAUGGGUUGUUGGGUUCUAA
This is a messenger RNA of Haemonchus placei, 435 nucleotides long. The record is from the annotation of a GenBank genome assembly. Lineage: Eukaryota; Metazoa; Nematoda; Chromadorea; Rhabditida; Trichostrongylidae.